Molecule: messenger RNA, 1261 nt
Organism: Hydra vulgaris (swiftwater hydra)
Lineage: Eukaryota; Metazoa; Cnidaria; Hydrozoa; Anthoathecata; Hydridae
Product: putative nuclease HARBI1
Source: RefSeq, a predicted model, not a curated record
AAUUAAAAAAGUUUUAUGUUUUAUUUAAAUAUAAUAUAUACCUGUUUGCAAUAUAAUUAUUAGAUUACCAUAAAGAUAUAUUGACUAGUUUAAAAAUCAAGUUUAAUUUAAUUGAAAUGGAUGUUCAAUUGAUUCAAGAAAUUGAAUUACAAAAUCAAAAUUGGAGAACAGUUCAGCGCACUGUCCUUAAUGAUUUUUCAGAUUUUGAAAUGUCGUCGAAAAUUUCGAUUACCAUUGCAUAAAAUAUCAGAAAUUAUUAACACUCUAAAAAUUGAUUUGUCUCCAAAAACAGAUAAAAACAAUCCCAUUUCACCAGAAACAAAAGUUCUUGUUGCCCUUAGAUUUCUAGCAACAGGAAGCUUUCAAAAUACUAUUGAAAAGGGGUAUUCUGCUAUAAACUGCAAGUUUGUUGUUGAUCCAGAUGGACAGUUCCGAGAUGCUGUUAUCAAAUUUCCAGGAUCGUGUCACGAUGUUUUUGUUUAUUCAAAUUCAACUUUGAAACAAACAUUGGAGCUUGAUCCGGCUUCAGGUUUUCUUUUCGGUGAUUCAGGCUAUGGGUUGUCACCUGUCAUGAUUACUCCAUUUAGUCCUGCAUUAAACCCUGAAGAAAUAUUGUUUAACAAAAUUCACUCAAGGGUUCGAAGUGAAAUAGAACGUUGUUUUGGCCGUCUUAAAAACCGAUGGAGGUGUCUACAUAAAAAUGGUGGAACACUUCAAUAUACCCCAUCCAAAUGCUGCUCAAUAAUUUAUACUUGUGUAAUACUUGAAAACAUGUGCAAUUCACUUGGUUUAGAAGAUCCAGACAACGUAGUAUUUAUUGAGGAUGCAGUUGACAACACUGAAGAUAAUGGCAACUGUUCAGGUGUUGGUCAAAGACAAACCAACCAAUUUCGACUUGGUAUAAUUAGAAGAAAUAACUUAAAAAGUUAUAUGUUUGCCAAUAGACAUCGUUAUGUCUCAUGAAAAUAUUGUAUUUAAAAAAAUAAACUUGUUUUUAUAUAAAAAUUAGCAUUUUUUAUGGAGAAAAAAACAUUUUAAUAAAUUUUUUUGAGCGAGUUAUUACUAUAUUAUUUAUUAAAUUUUAUAUUGUAAUCCUUCUGUAAUUUUUAUUAGAUUGUAUAUUGUAAUCCUUGUGUAAGUUUUUAUUAGAUUAUAUAUUGUAAUCCUUGUGAAAGUUUUUAUUAGAUUAUAUAUUGUAAUCCUUGUGUAAGUUUUUAGCGAAUUAUUAUUAUAUUGUUUACUAAAUUAUGUUUCUGAGCGU